AGAAGUACCAGGAGUCGCGGAGUUCGGGAGUUAUACUUUCUGCUGAAAAGAGGUGGGUGCUGAAGCAGAUAUUAUAGAAAAUGUUUAUUUUUGCAAGCUUUGGUGCUCACACCGUCGUGCAUCAUGAUGCGUGACGGUGAAUGUUAAACUCGAGUUCGCAUGUAGCCUGGUUGCUACUACGAGGGCUAGCUUGUGGCCAGUUUAGCCAGCAUCAAACAGUCCAUGCUAACGUGUGUUGUCAUGUAAGUAAAUAAGGGCCUGCUCUCUCUGUUGGAGCCAAGUUUAAAAGCUGCUAGUUAGGCUAUCCAUUUAAAUUAGAAAAUGAAGCCUAUUUUGAUGCCAGUACUGUUGUUUUUGUUUAUCCAGUGGUAUUUUUUCAUAUAAUUAAAUUUGUGUUUAACUGUAAUUGUCAUAGAUUUUUUUUUCACUAUGUGUGGUAGAAAUGGGACGCAUUAGUUGAAUUAUUCCAACAUUAUUUUGUUAAUGCAUUAGCAGUGCUAUAGGAAACGCCAAUAGUAAAAAUCUGAAAGUGCUGGUAUCAACAUAUUUUUUACCAAAUGUAGAAGAUAUUCAUGAUGCAUUAUGUCCUGCUUCACAAGUUGCCAAUUGUACUAAAAAAACAAGCCAGCCAGCCAAAUUGAAUAUGGCCUCUAAUUAUUUGAAAGAGUGGCGGAGAAAAAGAGCUAGGGAGGGUGAUUUCAUGGAUGAAUUUUUGAAUUGGAUUCAAGGUAAGGAUUUAUCAGGUUUAGCAGUGGUUUUUAAGUAGGGUGGGGGCUAUUUUAAAAUAGUGCAACAGCAUAUGAUUUUGUGUUUAACAGCCAAAGUUAAGCACCACACUCAUCAUCCAUUUAAUGUCUCGUUCUCGGAUUUUGCAGCGAGGAAGAGGGUUUAUUCCUACCCAAUGCCUGAGAAAAGUAAGAGUGGCAUAACUACAGUACAAAAUGUUGUUAAGUAAUGUAUUCUAAUUAUUGAAUUGAAUGUUACUAAAUCAUAUCUUUUCACCAAGAGUUCCAGCGGGUGGUCGUGGAAACACUUUUGGAAAUCUGCGAUGAAUUGAAAUCGCUCAACCAGCAGGGGGACAUUGAAGAUGAGGGUGAGCAGAUACGUCAGUUGCCGUUAUGGACUUUUGGAGGAGGCUCAGCGCAUGUCGUUGGAAAUCAGUAGGCACCCCAGCAUAAAACGUUUUCUUGUAAGUCAAAUAGAGAUGCUAAAAAAGAUAGAAAUCUAUACAUUAGACACUCUUGAUAAUUUGAUUAUAUCAUACAGAUAAAACAACUGUCACACCUUGGGGGGAAGGACAUCAAGACCUGCACACGCAGGAUCCUGGACAGGUAUGAAUAUGACAGCAAGACAAUGUUAUUAAUAUAAUCAUGUAUUGUUGGUGUUUAUCAAGUCUUUUUAGUGAAUUGCAAGAGUAAGCAGUAUUAAGGUGCGUUCACACAGGCACUUGCGCAACGGCAGCAAGGGUUUCUCUGACGUUUUAGGGACUUGUUCUGCAAAUAAAGAGCAGCGCUGGACAUGGUAUCCGACGAGAUCAAGGGGAAACCUAGCGCGGGUGUGACGUAAUGCGCAACGCGAAUUGACGGUGGCAAAGUGACACGUUUUAGGACACAAGACAGGACAAGUUGCGUUGCCUGUCCGGUGUGAACUCACCUUAAGAGAUUUAUUUGUCUUUGAUAUCCAUUUCAGAAUUUUACACAAUGACGUGCAGAGGAAGUACAACCUCCUGGGUGGAGGACGCCAGGGGAAAAAAAGCUUCAAGAAAACUGCUUUCUUCACAGUUGUUCUUGGUAAAUGAAUUAUAUCUCUGCAAGUUAUUACUUAUUUUUGGUCAUGUUACUGACUCAUUUAAAGCCUGAAGCUGUAAAAAAGUGAAGAAUUCUUCCGGACAAUACUAGAUAAUUUCUACACUUACUAUGAUUUUAGUUUCUUUUGUUUUUUUUCUUUUCGCAGAGUCUGUUCGCACUAACUUCCCGACAGCAACAGAGGAACUGGUCGCAGCAUCGAUUGGGGACCAUUUGAAACAGGCACCAGCUCGACGUGGUGGGAGGGGCACCACCAGAACAUCACCCGGCUAAUUUUAAAAAAUAUAUAUAUCUCUUAAAAUUGUUAAUAUUAAUAGUUCAUUUCAGUAUUAGUAUUAGUUGAAUUUUCUUUAUGUUGUUGUUCUUGUUCUUUAUACUUUGUAGCUAUGUUUCUAUAUAGAUAAAUAGAUUUUUUUUCUUUUUUUAAAUGUUCGUUUUACUAGAUGUGAAAUUAAAAAAUUGUUUUUCCCACUCCAUGACUGUAAUGGUUAUAUUCUGAGUAAAAAUGUACUGUGAUUUCAAUUACAGUGGACUGAUGGUUGCCAAAUGUAGAUCAGUGUUAAAUUAUGAAUGAGCAUGACUGUAGAAGCUAAAUAUUCUAAAAGGUCCAGAAAGAGAAACAACAUUGCCAAAAUAGAACAUCCUGGGAGUAUGCGUAUCGAGGUAAGCAGCAGGUAACUUUUGGUGUAGAGAAUCUGGCUCCACAGAUGGUGUUUCCUGUGUAUACUUUAAUCAAUGUGCAUCCAAAAAAAAAAUUAAAAGGCAAUAAAACUUUAAGUUAUUAUGAAAAAUAAUGUUUGUAAACUUAUAGAGAAAAGAAGUUUUUGCACAAGACUCUUCAAUCAUGUUUGAAGUCUGGCUCGGUGAUGAUGUGUCUACAGCUGCAGGUUUGAGUGCGAUAAAGUAGAAGCUGACUUUUCUAUAUACAUAUUCACAGUGACUCCUGAUGAAGACAUGAUCAAACUAGAGGGUAUAAGCGAACUAAGCACCUGCUUAGGGCCCCGAGCCCAAUAGGGGGCCCCCAAGAGCAAUAAAAAAAAUCAUAUUUUUGCAGGUACAAGUGAUGCUUUCUGUAUGAUCAAAUAAAUAUUAAAAAA
Messenger RNA from Xyrichtys novacula (pearly razorfish), 2902 nucleotides. The record is from the annotation of a GenBank genome assembly. NCBI's taxonomy places the organism in Eukaryota, Metazoa, Chordata, Actinopteri, Labriformes, Labridae.